Messenger RNA from Apis florea (little honeybee), 829 nucleotides. RefSeq names its product serine protease nudel (gene ndl). Gene Ontology annotation, molecular function: protein binding; serine-type endopeptidase activity. The record is from RefSeq and is a predicted model, not a curated record. Lineage: Eukaryota; Metazoa; Arthropoda; Insecta; Hymenoptera; Apidae. Gene Ontology annotation, biological process: proteolysis.
CCAAUUUCUCAUCAUGGACGCGAAAUGCAAGAAGCAUUUGGAGGAUGUGCCGAUAUUGGACGGCCAUUGCCGCGUGAACUUAACUUCGAAACUCGGUACUGGUUCUUCCAUAUCUUCCAUAUCCGCGUCUUCCAACGAAUAUUUCAAUUUUUACACGUAUUUAAUUCCAGACGAUUCGACGGAGCACAUCGAAGCGUCGAGAGCAGGCCUCGAUCAUUGGAAAAGCAAUAAAUAUUACAGGGUAAUACAGUUGAUGCAGAGCCUGCUCAUCGUACUGGUCUUGUGUUUCGCCGCCUUUUUAAUAUACUUGAGCGUGUCGGAUCGCACAUUUCUCAACCUGGACGGAGCCAAUCAACGAAGACAUCUUCCGAUCAACGAGUCCUCCUCAGAGCCUCGAGAGACGAAUUUUCGAGAUGAACAAUUCCGCAAAGACGAGAGAAAACACGAUCGUCUCAGCCUCGAGGAGCUGAGAACGAUAUUACUCUCAACGAUGGAUCGUCGAAAGCGGCGACAUCUCGACGCGAAUCUCUGUAAACAGAGCAUGGAGCACUGCAAGAUCGUGAUGGAUUCCAUGACGAAGAUCGUGAACACCGUGAACAACAGUAUGCCCCAUCUUCUCGAGUUUCUGAAGAAUUUCUCCACGGAUAAAGACACGCCGAAAUCGAAGCUCGUCGAGUUGGUCGAGUGUCUGCAAUGCAAGAACGACUCGAUCACGUUCAUAGACGAGACAGGGCCCGACAAUUUGAUGAACGAGGCGCGCACGAUGCACGAGAAUCGCGAUCAGAUCGAGAGUAACGUGGACACGGUUUGCAAUUUGUUGGACGAGCCG